UCGUUUAGUUCCCACCUUUAAGGCCACCUAACGCUAACAAUUCAUUGGAACAAAAUCAAAAUCGCAGGCGGAGAACUCAGUUUAGUUAAUUAAAGUCAGCGCCAGCACAGUUAAAUAAACGACAAAAUGAGGACGUGGUACAUGAUGGCAGUGGUAGUGGUCCUGGCGACGUUGGCCACCACGACGUGGGCUCUAAAAGAGGAGGAUUGUGAAGUUUGCAUCAAGACGGUGAGGCGGUUCGCAGACUCCCUGGACGAUGCCACCAAGAAGGACUACAAACUGAUCGAAACCGAGUUCAAGAAGUUCUGCAAGGCGCAGAAGAACAAGGAGCACAGAUUCUGCUACUACCUUGGAGGCCUCGAGGAAUCGGCCACCGGCAUCCUCAACGAGCUGAGCAAACCCCUCAGUUGGUCCAUGCCCGCCGAGAAAGUCUGCGAGAAGCUGAAGAAGAAGGACGCGCAGAUCUGCGAUCUUCGCUAUGAGAAACAAAUCGAUCUGAAGAGCGUGGACCUGAAGAAGCUGAAGGUGCGCGACCUGAAGAAAAUCCUCAACGACUGGGACGAGAGCUGUGAUGGCUGUCUGGAGAAGGGCGACUUCAUCAAGCGCAUCGAGGAGCUGAAGCCCAAGUACUCGCACGGCGAGCUGUAGAGCUCAAUCUAGUUACUUGUGUAGUUACAUGGAACACGCCCACUUAGCUAAAACAACAACCACAUGAAACGCCCCCCUACACAUCCAUAUUUUUAGUUAAUUUACAAUUUUGAUAGACUUUGAGAGAAUUGAAUAUAACUAUAUAUACCUAAAGAAAAAACAUAUAUUUUGAAAUAAAAAACAACAAACACACAA
Molecule: messenger RNA, 843 nt
Organism: Drosophila takahashii
Lineage: Eukaryota; Metazoa; Arthropoda; Insecta; Diptera; Drosophilidae
Gene: Manf
Product: mesencephalic astrocyte-derived neurotrophic factor
Biological process (GO): neuron projection development; dopaminergic neuron differentiation
Cellular component (GO): endoplasmic reticulum
Source: RefSeq, a predicted model, not a curated record